AUCUCCCCAUAUCUCUCUCUGGGGCCGAACAUAUUUUCAUUGGGUGGUUGGGGCAACGCAGGGCUGCUCAGAGCCACUUUUCUUCCAGUCCACUUGGGGAGAUGCUGAGGGCGAAGCAGGGAGACCUCCCGGCAGCAGGAGGGAGGCCGCCAGGCCGCGCCACGGAGCCGAGCUGAAGCCGCUCCGUCCGCGCGCAGCAGCCCCUUCCCUUGCGCACAGAGCGAGCCAGGAGCGGGCCUUGGCAUCCACGGCGUAACCUGAGCCCUCCGGGGCCGGCGCGCGCCGCAGGCAGCAGGUGAGUGAUGCUGGACAUGCACCUGGUGCCGCCUCCGGACUGAAGAUUUGAUGAAAUGCCUCUAUUAUGAUCCGGAGGUCCAUGGAGGAGAGCAAGCGGGCGAUACCUGAUCCCCUCCACUCCCGGAGAGCCCGAUUGCUGGAGCUUUUCAUAACCUCCCCAGCCAGACGCCUCUCUCGAAAGGCAGCUUCAGGGGCAGGAGCCAUGGGACGAGGGGGCCCAGGGCUCAGAGAUGGGUAACAAGCAGACCAUCUUCACUCCGGAGCAGCUGGACGCCUAUCAGGAUGCAACGUUCUUCACACGGAAAGAAAUUCUCAGGUUGUUUGACAGGUACCGUGACCUGGCCCCUCAGCUGGUCCCACUGGAUUACACGAAGAAGCCCAACGUGAAGCUCCCCUACGAACUCAUUGGCAGCAUGCCUGAGCUGAAGGACAACCCCUUCCGGCAGCGCAUCGCUGAGGUCUUCUCCGAGGAUGGAGAGGGCAACAUGACCUUAGAUGACUUCCUGGAUAUGUUCUCGGUGAUGAGUGAAAUGGCUCCUCGGGACCUCAAGGCUUAUUAUGCCUUCAAAAUCUACGACUUCAACGAUGACGACUACAUCUGCAAAUCCGACCUGGAGAAGACGGUGAACAAGCUGACCCGCAAAGAGUUGACCCCGGAGGAGGUGUGCCUGGUGUGCAACAAGGUGAUGGAGGAAGCCGACUUGGACAACGAUGGCAAGCUGUCCCUGGAAGACUUCCAGCACAUGAUCGUUCGAGCGCCUGACUUCCUCAGCACUUUUCAUAUCAGAAUCUGACCCAAACUCCAGAGACCCACCGAGAGCCAGAAACCCUCUUGCUGCUGCUGCUGCUGCUUCUUCCAGAGCUGGAUCAGAGGAUGAGGCCUGGAGCUUCCUCCCCAGGGCUCCUACGGGGUGGGGGCUGGGGUGGAGCAGAGCUUCCUUUUGCCUCUUGCUUCACACAUGGUGGGGUCUCUUUCCAACUUGAUAUAACAAUGCAGCCGGGUUUCUGUUUUUCCCCUAAUCUGACAUACAGAAAGGCAGCCAGCCUUGAAUUAAAAUUCCAAGAGAAAAGCACACCAAGAAUUCAGGCCAAUCUAAGUUUCAGCAGUGGGAGCGGUCCCUACUCACAAAUCAAUAGUCAAGUGUAACAAAAACUAAUCCAUUCAAAAGUAUAUAUUCUGACAAGGAUUACAAACUCAAACAGAGACUACAAACUCAAACUCACAAGGAUAUGUAUAACACAAUAAUUCGCUACAGUAUUAAAGAUAAGAGUUUAUGAGUAGAGAUAAGUUCAUGUUAGUCCAUAGUAAGAUUUGACGUGAAGAUCUUAGUUUCAAUCAUUGAGCAGAAGUCAGAAGACAAUUAUGGAUCAGAAACAAGGACAGGGCCCUUUCUCGAUGUAUUCACCUUCAUCAGCUAAUUUUUAAAGGGUUGUGUAAGUUUGAAUAAUUUCGGAUAAAUAUAUCCUGUUAUUUUCUACAUUUCUCAGAGAUAACAACUACGUGUGGGUAGAUCAACGUGUAUCUUGAGCUUUUCUGUGCGUUUUUCUUGGUACAUUGAAUUAAAGUUCAACACUAAGGACA
Molecule: messenger RNA, 1879 nt
Organism: Podarcis raffonei (Aeolian wall lizard)
Lineage: Eukaryota; Metazoa; Chordata; Lepidosauria; Squamata; Lacertidae
Gene: CIB3
Product: calcium and integrin binding family member 3
Exons: 6
Coding region: 528-1091 (187 amino acids)
Molecular function (GO): calcium ion binding
Source: RefSeq, a predicted model, not a curated record